This is a messenger RNA of Brugia pahangi, 990 nucleotides long. NCBI's taxonomy places the organism in Eukaryota, Metazoa, Nematoda, Chromadorea, Rhabditida, Onchocercidae. The record is from the annotation of a GenBank genome assembly.
AUGUCAAAUGAAACAAUCGUAUGGACGGAUGCUAUGCGUGAGGUACUAAUAAAGUCGGUACAACGUCAGGAAUGCAUAUGGAAUUUUUCCAAUGUUGAUUAUCGGAAUGCUGCAAAAAAACGACAAAUUUUUUGGGAAAUUGCUCAGGAAAUGUCGGAAAUGUUCGGUAUAAUGCUUAAGGGUACUCAUACAAGUCGUCAAUGGCAACAUUUACGAGAUCAGUAUAGACGAGCUAAGCGUCGAAUGGAAGUAUCAAAUGUUCAAAUAAAGCCAUGGCGUUUCAUGCAAAUGUUGAAAUUUACGGAUGCUACUGACAUUGCCGAAGCAAAUGAUCCAAUGAGCUAUUUGUAUAAUUCGUUUCUGUUGGAUGAUCGGAACGUCCAGCAACAACGUCCGUAUUCAACACCAAGUGCCUUGAUGUCACAGGAACGUAAAGAAGGCGAACAGCAAUCAGCGUAUCCUAUUUAUCCAUCCAAAACUGAUGGCGGAUUAUAUCCUGUGACUAGUACUGUAACUGUGACAUGUAGUCCAAGUACAGCUGGAAAUCCAUACAGUUCGGUUGAUCAGACUAACGAAGCCCUGGCGAAUAUCGAACGGUUAGCAAAUAUCGAACGAACUAUUGAAGCAGUCUCAAAAGCUGAACAGUUUAGCGAUAGCUCAUUUCAUCAAAACGGCGACGAAUCGUCAAAUCAUGAUGUAAAACCGGAUGCUACAUGCCCACCAGUUGUUGGUUCGAAAAGGCGGUCCAGUGCAUUACAAAUGGUACAUGGUAUUGACCGAAAGAGUGGGAGAGAAAUAAUCGACGAAUUCACUCUUUUGGGUCAGUUUGUGGAAAAAAAAGUACGAGCAAUUUCGAUUCGAAAUCCACGGCUUGGUUUAAUAGUACAGAAGAAGAUCAGUGAUUGUGUAUUUGAAGCAUCAAUGGAACUAUUGGAAAUCGAUCAUCCGGAAGUAGCACAGAAUAAUCAUGUUAAUUACAAUGUUACUUAA